Messenger RNA from Gilbertella persicaria, 1132 nucleotides. Its product is annotated as Metallo-dependent phosphatase. The record is from RefSeq and is a predicted model, not a curated record. Gene Ontology annotation, molecular function: protein serine/threonine phosphatase activity. The transcript is spliced from 7 exons. Lineage: Eukaryota; Fungi; Mucoromycota; Mucoromycetes; Mucorales; Choanephoraceae. Bases 36 to 977 code for a protein of 313 amino acids. Gene Ontology annotation, biological process: peptidyl-serine dephosphorylation. Gene Ontology annotation, cellular component: FAR/SIP/STRIPAK complex.
AUUCUUUUUCUGUCUUUUUAUGAAAACACACUGUUAUGGUAGCACUUGAUCUCGACGCCUGUUUAGAGAAACUGUACAAGAAGCAGUUACUGGCUGACUGUGUACUUAAAGAAAUUUGCGAACGAACAAAAGAGUUGCUUUUAUCUGAAAGUAACGUUGUACAUAUUAAGGCACCUGUUACUGUAGUGGGUGAUAUUCAUGGACAAUAUUAUGAUUUAAUAGAAAUAUUUCGUAUAGGAGGAUACUGUCCAGAUACCAAUUAUCUCUUUCUUGGUGAUUAUGUUGAUAGAGGACUGUAUAGUAUAGAAACAAUAUCGCUGUUGACAUGCUUGAAAUUAAGAUACCCAGAACGCGUUCAACUUGUGAGAGGAAAUCAUGAAUCAAGAGCAGUAACUCAAACAUAUGGAUUUUAUGCAGAAUGUGUGCGCAAGUAUGGAUCAGCUAAUGUGUGGAAAUACUUUACAGACAUGUUUGAUUUCUUGACAUUGUCUGUUGUGAUUGAUAACAGUUUAUUUUGUGUACAUGGAGGUCUUUCACCAACUAUUCAUGUAUUGGAUCAGAUAAAAAUCAUUGACCGCUUUAAAGAAAUCCCUCAUGAAGGUGCUAUGGCAGACUUGGUGUGGUCUGAUCCAGACCCAGAUAAAGAAGAAUUUGCUAUUUCAGCAAGAGGAGCAGGAUACACAUUUGGUGGACAUGUUGUAGACCGAUUUCUUCAUUUGAAUGGGAUGAAUCAUAUAUUAAGAGCACAUCAAUUGUGUAAUGCAGGAUACCAAGUUCUUUUUGACGAUAAACUAUCAACUGUUUGGUCUGCUCCUAAUUAUUGCUAUCGAUGUGGUAAUUUAGCUUCGAUUUUAGAAGUGAGUGUAUCUGGUCAAAGGUUCUUUAAUGUGUUUGAUGCUGCGCCUGAAAAUGAUAGAGUAUUGGAUAAUACAUCUUCCAUACAAGGCAAGGACAACAAGGUGGAAUACUUUUUGUAAGCUUGUAUAUUAAUAAAUGUAAAAUAUAUCUUCUUUUGAGGUGAUGUAUCAAUCUCCUGUUGAUUUAGUUGAGUAUAAAUCAGAUUUUUAGUUUGGGUUUUGUCCCAAAAUUUCACUGACAUUUUAUGUCCUUAUCUAGCUAAAUUCCCUGGCUU